AUGACUCUUCGGCCGGAUCUUCAGCUCCUGCUGCUGCUGGCAGUUGCAGGCAAAGCGGCUGACAGCUUUCCGGUGGAUUGCAGAGCCGACGCUGGUCUGCCUAGGUGCUUAGAUGAAUUGGCAGCGCUGGGCCUACGCUUUGGUGAAACCUUCCACUUGGCCCAGAGUUGCGGUGACGAAAACCCGGUGCUGACGCUGCUGACGGAGCCGCAAAGACUGCCGCCUGGCCGGAUCCGCCAGCUUCUUCAGCACCAGGAAGCAGAUGCACCGCCCGGCAUUUCUCUGCUGCGACUUGCUGUGAUGACAUCGCAGCGGGUAGCCACUCGAUUUCUCGAGGUGGCAGCAGGCCACGGCUUCGCCUGUUUCGCGCAAGCGGCCUGUGCUGAACCACCAGCCGCUGCAGAUGCGCUUGCUGCAGCUGGUGAGGAGCUUCUUCUUGCUAUGGCCCAGCUGCUCCAAAGCGCGGCAGAUGUGCCACAGAAGGCUCCAUGGCCGACCGGCUUACGAGGACCGGCUUCCGCCAUUGCCCGCUGGGGCUUCGACCCCAGGCAUUUGGAUUUCACGAAGUCUGUGCGAGAUGCACUGGAGACGGACAGCUUCCAGGCACCCGUCGCAGCUACUUCGGCCCUGCAUGACUUGACCUUGCGUGUCGCAGCAGCGGGCUGCGCACUUCAGGCAGAGCUCUUGGCUUUUGCGACCGUCUCCGAUCUACUGGGGAUGCCUCUUGUACAGAGGCUGCCACAGCACACACUGCCUCGCUUCGAGUUUCAUCCAGAGGGCUGCUGCCGUCGCUAUCAUGUGCUGGCGGACCUCCUGGGACCCCGAAUCGAGCGAGGCCCAGUGAGGCUACUUGAAGUCGGGGUAAACAAUGCCCUCACUUCGGAGUUCCUCCUCAACAAGUUCGCCAACCUCGAGUUCGACGGCGUCGAUCCAUACUUUGGUGUCGAAGACAUCUACGUUGAGGCCACUGCGCGGCUUCAGCGCUUUUCCGACAGGUCCAGGCUCUGGCGACGCACCUCUGCGGCCGCCGCGUCGGAGUUUGAACCGGCCACUUUCGACAUCGUCUUCAUCGAUGGCGAUCACAGUCAUGACGCCGUAGUGGAGGACCUCCGGAUAUGGCGGAGCCGUGUCCGGCCUGGUGGGUUGUUGGCAGGACACGAUCUCUUCAAUUUGGCCUUCGAGGGCGUUCUCGAGGCUUUGGUGGAGGUUCUGGCAACACGCGAAGCGCCCGAGACGAUCCACUUCAGUCACGACUUCGUUUGGUGGCUGCAGCUGUGA
Messenger RNA from Symbiodinium sp. CCMP2592, 1278 nucleotides. The record is from the annotation of a GenBank genome assembly. NCBI's taxonomy places the organism in Eukaryota, Dinophyceae, Suessiales, Symbiodiniaceae.